UUGAUUUUUAGAUAUAAUAGAAUAAAUUAAAAAAUAUGCGUUCGGAACCGAAAAAAUUAAAUGUCAAACAUGAGUCGUGUAACUAUUUGUUUGAUGUUAUUGUGACUCAUUUUAGGACAAAUAAGAUACAAAUUCAAAAUCCCGCCCAGUUGCAGGUGGAUGUCAAAUUUAACAACCAAUCUUUGCGUAUAACAACAAGUCGUAUUAAUGUCACCGAAUUCAAAGCCGGUUCGGCUCUUGAGUUCAAAGACUUUCCAAACAAGCUACAGAAGUUCAUCUCGAAAUGUGGAAUGCCGGUGUCAGUUAUAUACAAUGGUAGAAUUAUCGGUGCCGGUCAAAUACAAUUCCCGGCAAUGUUCACUGAUCGCAUAGAAGAAGGCAUGAGUGAACUAAUGCAUGCGGAUACCUGCAUAUUUGAGCGCGACGGUGAAAUUGUCGGCACCCUUGAGAUACUCUGCCGCCUGUAUACGAAAUGCGACGAAACAACAAAGCAGGAGGAAUCGAAAUGUCAGCUGUACAAGGACAAAAGCAUCAAUCCGCAGGAUAUUAUGUUUAUUAUGGGGGAAAACCAACAGUGUCCCAAUCAAAGCGAUCUUUGUCCAGAUGUCAUGUACCCAGAUGAGGGUGAUGAUCUCCUGAAAUUGGAUUUGAUGCGCUAUCGCAGCUCCAAUGGUAACGACCGCCGGCGAACUGACACGUUCAUACAUAACCCAGUAGCGAAUAACGCCGCAGGUGGGAUGAAGCAAAUGGCACAGGACUGUGAGCAAAUUAUUGACUCAAUUGUCAAACGCACUGGCCAGCCUCAGCAAAUCAUUGACGAAAUUGACUGUGCAGUUGAACCUCCACCGACCUUACCAAGUCUUCCCCGCUUUUCGCAAUUUCCCGCGUUGCAGGUCAACAAUAAUGAAUUGUGCAACCCAAAGGUGAUACCGGUGCCAAUCAGUGAAAUUGAAAAGCCAUCCAUUAAACCCAUACGCUUCUGCCCCGUCUGCCUGACCAAUAUGUCAUGGCUGCCCAAGUUCGCCGCAUGUCCCAAUUGCGGUGUGAAGCCCAUGCCAGUCAUUGAAGAACGCCAUAAGGAAAAGAAACUAACAGCCGACCAAAUAGUGACCGAUUUACUGGGUAAGCCGUUCCUGGACAACAUUGAAGAUUACUGCGCGAAGCUCUGCGCUGCACCGGCUGCGAAAAAUACUGACGAAGAUCAACAGCUCGGAUGUCGGUGCACUUGCAAGAACGGAAAAAUCUGUGCGCACUGCCGAAUACGUAAAAUUUGCUCAGAUAUAUUUCAAGGCGAUGAAGGCCAGCCUACAUGCCCUGAGGCAAUCCCAAAAUCCUCUGAGCUCAUUUGCUUGGAAGAGAAUAACGUAGAAAAGUGCCGUCCACACUUGGCGCGCGUAUUCUCUGAGCUUCGCGAAUUGUACAACAUCAGAGAAAGCAAGCUGGCACAUGGGGUCAGCAGAGAAUGCGGUCAAUAUUCGUCGCCUAAUAAAAAUCCACAAGAAAUGGAUGUGAAACCAAAAGGUAAAUCAAAAGCAUAUUUACCGAAAAUAAACCGCUCCUCCGCGGAAAACACUGUAAAAUCAAGGAAACUAAAUGUCGAGCAAAGGCCUAUAACCUGCAAAAUAGGACACAAGUCCUGUGUUAGUCAACAGGGUGCCGUACCUCCCAACCACGGAUGGGCCUGGCCUUCCAGCAAGCUGACGCGCAAGUACGGCUGGCAGCCAGGUUUUGUUCGCAAGUCCAUCAAAAAGAUUAUGAGGUUUUUCUUGCAAUACUUACCAGAGAAAACCGCACUUGACACAUGUGUGAAAGUGGACAACGAAUGCCAGUCACCAAUUCUUAACGUGUGCAAGAAAAAGGGCGAAAUCUUCAUUACCCUGCGAGCGGUCAACAACAAGCAUGCUGACAUUAAGCCCAUUGUAUUUAAGGUAGUUAAAAGCGAUUUCGCUGUGGCUCUAAGCGAGAUCAAGAGGAAGUUGAAAGCGAAAGGUUUCCCCAAAUGCUGCUGCCAUAAGACGUUGAUGUUGUGCACCUGUCGCAGCUACUGCGACAAGAAAUAUCUCGAGCAUGCGCUGCAAAAAGAAUGCAAGCGUCGCGGCAUGGUGAGCUGUGUGAACGAACUGGUGCUCACGGACACCAGUGACAGCGAAAUGGAGUAUGAUUUUGAUGUGUCACCGCCAGCGGGCGUUACAAAGCCUCUGACGGUGCCAAAGCCACUCACCGUUAGCCAUAGCACCCAGUGCAUCGCAAGGGAUAUAAUUGCGCUCCCAAGGUAUCCAAUCAAAUACAGCCCCUAUUGGCGCGCCUAUGAUUGUGCUGCCGGUGAUCGUUACACGGGCACAGCCUUCGGCGCUCCAACAGAGGAAGUGUUUGAGGAUGGUUACUUUGGGAGCAAGGGUGGCGGUGUGCAUGGGGCAGCUACUCCGGGCGGCAAAAUUAGAAAUAAGGCUAUUAGGCGGAAAUCUUCUAGAGGACCUAUGCGGGCUAGCCCUGCUGCGAAAACAAAAUCGAAUGCCGCUGCACUCCUUGAAGUUAGAGUCCCUAAACGGCUUGAAAAGAAACUUGACGGGCCUUCCAGAGCUGAAGAGGCCAAAAGGAAAGAAAUGAUACAGAAGAAAUUGGGCAUCAACAUGAUGAAGUAUUUGCAGAGCCACGGAGCCUUUUCUAAGAAACGCCCUACUGUUGGCCCGGACGGACUUACCGAUUCACAACGUAGGCGUCGUGCUCUGCGGCUAAUCCCCCCACCGCCUAUCGAAUUUGUGACUCACCUUGGUAAGGGCUUUAAUCCCUGUACUGCUGGAUGCUGCAAUUCGUAUGGCAACCAGUGUCUCAAUCCUUGUUAUUACAGGUGCUAAAUAAAUAGUAGAUCAGUGUGCC
Drosophila novamexicana is the source of this 2877-nucleotide messenger RNA. RefSeq lists its product as uncharacterized. The coding region runs from base 36 to 2855 and encodes 939 amino acids. The record is from RefSeq and is a predicted model, not a curated record. NCBI's taxonomy places the organism in Eukaryota, Metazoa, Arthropoda, Insecta, Diptera, Drosophilidae. The transcript has 3 exons.